UCUUUAAGUAUAGAUCAUUCGCCGUGCUGAAGUGUCCGCUUAAAAAAGGGAAUAGGCAAAUUAAAUUUGAUUGGCCUAAAAACACCUCAAAAAAUCUUCUCGAGUAUAAUUUGACUUGAAGCAAUUUUGACUGAAAUUAAGACUGACUGGCUUGACUGAUAUGAAAAAUAAUAGCAAUAAUUGAAUUAACCUAAUUUCAUUAUCUUUUUCUACAUCACAGAAUUGUCGUCGCUGUUUUUGGUAUUUGUUUUUAUUUGUUUAUGUUUAUCUUUACCUUUCAAAAGGUUAUUUCUCACCACAAGCAAUCACACAUCACGCGUACCAUCAGCUGGACCUUGGACGCAACGCUGCAAAGAAAACUUUUACAUCUAACUUCAAAAAUACAGAGCAAACAACCAGAAAUCAACAUUUCGGACUGCUGAGUUUUGGGCAAUGCAUUUGAUGUGGCGAUUAUAGACAGUGCCGAAGGAACCUUGGCGUAGUCAAUUAUCUUCCUUUUUGGGCAAACUGGGUCAAAUAUUUCGGUCAACCCCCUCCCCCAACCGACUAAAUUUCACGCGAUGAUAGUCUCGAGUGGCACUGGAAAACGGAAGUGAGCUGGGUGAUUAAAAACACAGAAAGUGUGGAAGAUUUGCAAGCAGACAAAUAAAAGCGCUGGACGAUUAAAAAAAAACGAUUUUGUUGCAUCAUGUUUCUUUCAUCCUUUCUCGUUGGCGUGAUGCUUUGCAUGACAGCCCAUGUUGAUGGAUACUUCCUUAGUGACUUGUGGGAAUACACAAAAUCCCCCUACGCAAUGACUUCAAAUCACGCCUCUUAUCGUCCAUCUUCAUCUCCACUGACCUCUUCGAAUGACCCAACCUCUUCCUGCUUGACCUCUCAGCAACCUCUUCUGGUGAUGGGGGAGAACGGAGGUCAGGCUGAGGUGCCUUGUGUGUCCAGAUGCAAAAAUGCAUACUACUCCCUUACUCCCAAAAACAGACCAAACUUCCGCUUCCACUGGUCCAGAGUUGAGUUUAUCGGCAACAUAGCUGGCCAGGAAGUAGACAAGAACAUUCUGAACUCCUUCCCCAGUAUGCCAGCCAAGUUCAACCAGUACACAACUGAAGACAUCAGACAGAGAUACAGCAUCAUGGAUGGACAGACGGGACAACAGACUCCCGACUACUCGAGUUAUGGCAACUUGAGAAUAUCUAACUUGAGAACAAAUGACAGCGGACUUUUCUCAUGUCAAUAUGGAAGUUCGAUGCAAGUCGGACGUCUAGUUCAGUUGAAUGUCACUAAAGGUCGAAGUCGAAAGCAGGCGAGCCUCUCUGUAUCAGUCGUGUCUAUCAAUUUUUGGAGUGCCAUUUUUUCACUUGCAGUUGCGCUUACUACAAACAAACUCUUCAAUCACCAAUUAUAACGAGAUCAGAAAUAUUCAAGGAGCCUCGAAUAUUCCGACCAGUCAUCCCGUUGAUAUGCAGUCAGCUUUAUCCGCAACGAAAAUCCAAUUUUUCGAAUGGAAAAAAUAGAAGAAAAUGAAAAUGACUUGGGAUGGCAAUUAAAAUGUU
This is a messenger RNA of Symsagittifera roscoffensis, 1550 nucleotides long. RefSeq lists its product as uncharacterized. Bases 689 to 1402 code for a protein of 237 amino acids. The record is from RefSeq and is a predicted model, not a curated record. Lineage: Eukaryota; Metazoa; Xenacoelomorpha; Acoela; Convolutidae. The transcript is spliced from 8 exons.